This is a messenger RNA of Ochotona princeps (American pika), 1800 nucleotides long. It is a transcript of the gene OSR2, whose product is annotated as odd-skipped related transciption factor 2. Lineage: Eukaryota; Metazoa; Chordata; Mammalia; Lagomorpha; Ochotonidae. The transcript is spliced from 4 exons. The record is from RefSeq and is a predicted model, not a curated record. Gene Ontology annotation, cellular component: nucleus. Bases 473 to 1411 code for a protein of 312 amino acids. Gene Ontology annotation, biological process: urogenital system development; regulation of transcription by RNA polymerase II; embryo development. Gene Ontology annotation, molecular function: RNA polymerase II transcription regulatory region sequence-specific DNA binding; DNA-binding transcription factor activity, RNA polymerase II-specific.
AGCCUGGGGUGGGACGCGGGCGGGAUCAGAGCUCGGCGUUCGCUCCUGGAGGAGGGGAAUGGCCCUGAGAGGGUGCGGGCUCCGACCUCUUUCGGAGUCGGCGGAUAGAGGCUCGCCUGGGCGCGACGUUUGGGGUGAGCGCUGAGCGCCGGCACCCCGCGUCUUUAUAUGGUGCGCGUGCAUUCGGACGAACACGGAGGAGUCGCUCAUGCUUUGCCUGCUAGUCGUCGUCCUCCAGAUCAUGUCCACAGUUCCCGGGACUCCGCGGGGAAAAAGAAAUUUGUCCAGCGUGGACCCAAAGACCUUUCCAAGCCGUGCGCCUUGCUGCCGGGACCUGGUCUGAGCGGGGCUACCCGGGCAGAUUGUUCUGCCGGAGGGCUUUCUCGGUGUGCUGUUGCUCUGGGUGUUUCGCUGGAGCCCACGCUCAUCCGCCUGUGAGUCCUGGAAGAAAGAGAAACAGCAUCCCGGCAAAAUGGGGAGCAAGGCCCUGCCGGCGCCCAUCCCGCUCCAUCCGUCUCUGCAGCUCACCAAUUACUCCUUCCUGCAAGCCGUGAACACCUUUCCAGCCGCAGUGGACCACCUACAGGGCCUGUACGGCCUCAGCGCUGUGCAGACCAUGCAUAUGAACCACUGGACGCUGGGCUACCCCAACGUGCAUGAGAUCACCCGCUCCACCAUCACCGAGAUGGCAGCGGCGCAGGGCCUGGUGGAUGGGCGCUUCCCCUUCCCGGCCCUGCCCUUCACCACGCACCUCUUCCACCCCAAGCAGGGGGCCAUUGCCCAUGUUCUCCCAGCCCUGCACAAGGAUCGCCCCCGUUUUGACUUUGCCAACUUGGCGGUGGCCGCCACACAAGAGGAUCCCCCGAAGAUAGGAGACCUGACCAAGCUGAGCCCGGGCCUGGGCAGCCCCAUCUCGAGCCUCAGUAAAUUGACUCCGGACAGAAAGCCCUCUCGAGGAAGGUUGCCCUCCAAAACGAAAAAAGAAUUUAUCUGCAAGUUUUGCGGCAGACACUUUACCAAGUCCUACAAUCUGCUCAUCCACGAGAGGACCCACACGGACGAAAGGCCGUACACGUGUGACAUCUGCCAUAAAGCCUUCCGGAGGCAAGAUCACCUGCGGGAUCACAGGUAUAUCCAUUCCAAAGAAAAACCCUUCAAAUGUCAGGAGUGUGGGAAAGGAUUUUGUCAGUCUAGAACUCUAGCCGUUCACAAAACCUUACAUAUGCAGGAAUCUCCACACAAAUGCCCCACAUGUGGAAGAACCUUUAAUCAGAGAAGUAAUCUGAAAACUCACCUUCUCACCCAUACAGACAUCAAGCCCUACAGCUGCGAGCAGUGCGGCAAAGUGUUCAGGCGAAACUGUGAUCUGCGGCGGCACAGCCUGACUCACACCCCGCGGCAGGACUUCUAGAGAAAACCCCCGGAUCUGUCCCCGGGGACCGCGCGGCUCCCCUCCCCAGGCACCUCUGCAAGGCCUCCCAACCGGGGAACCCCGCCCCCAACCCUUCACUGAUCCCCAGCUCUUCUCCCUGCUGGAGCUGCACCUGCAGCUCCCAGGAGUUAACGUGGAGGACUGUGAACUGUAGACAGCCACGCACGGCAUCCCUUCACCGAGAGCAUACGCUGGUUUCCUGUAGAUAUUCACAGCUCAUUUUAGAGCUCUGUACAUAAUGUGUGGGUCUUCGUUGUUUUGUUUGUUUUUGUAUCUCGUGGGAUGCACCUAGAUAAUGAAAAACGGAAGCCAAGUUUAAAGACUGUAUUUUCAAAAUAAAACUUUCUCUUGUUGGUUUCAACACUCCU